Molecule: messenger RNA, 717 nt
Organism: Tripterygium wilfordii
Lineage: Eukaryota; Viridiplantae; Streptophyta; Magnoliopsida; Celastrales; Celastraceae
Product: MLP-like protein 31
Exons: 2
Coding region: 67-531 (154 amino acids)
Biological process (GO): defense response
Source: RefSeq, a predicted model, not a curated record
UUUCCUCAUCUCAUCAUCGAUCAUAUCAUAUAUUUUCUUCACUAUCAAAACACACAGCAAGAAACCAUGUCUCUCUCUGGGAAGAUGGAAACCUCUUUGGAGCUGAGAACUCCUGCUACUAAGUUCUACGAGCUUUUCAAAUCACAAAACGGUUUCAAUCUCAAUCAAGCCACGAAUGGAAAAUUAGCUGGUGAAGUGGUGGAAGGUCAACUGGGAAAGAGCGGCUGCGUCUUAUCCUCAAACGCUCCUGGUGGGAAGAACAUGUACAACAAGAUGCUGGUGGAGAAAGUAGAUGAUGAGAACAUGAAGUUUUACUGCAAAGUGAUUGAAGGAGAACUCCUGAAGCAUUACAAGAAUAUAAACUACAGUGUUCAAAUUACUCCCAAGGGUGAGGGGAGUGUUGUGCACUGGACUAUAGAAUAUGAGAAGAUGAACAAAGAUGUUCCUGACCUUAAGGAAACCAUUGAUCAUUGUGCUGCUCUUUCUAAACAAUUUGAUCUUCAGUUGUCCACUAACAUGGCAGUGGCUUAGUUAGAUCCAUCCAUGCCACAAAUGAAAAUCCUCUCCCAGUACUCUAUGAUGCUGAACUACUAGUACAAUAAAACAACACUCUACUGGGAGAUACAUAUAUAUGAGACUACUUGAGUGGUUGUAUAAUAAUGUCUUUGUAUCAAAAUGCUAUGAUAAAUAAAAAUAUGAGUGUGUUUAAUAUCUAUA